GGUGAAAAGAAAGCAAAAAGAGAUAGCUAGGGUUUAACAAUUUCAAAAUCCAUAGCAGGGUUUUCUUUCAUUUUGCAUUCGAAUCUCUGUUUUUUUGAGAUCACUGAUUGACAGGGAUUUCUCUGGUUCUUUGUCUUGUCUCCCCUUUUCUUUUACUGUCUGUCGCUGCUGCAGCCAUGGCGGACGCAUAUUGGAAUCGACAACCGCCUAUGCCUAAACGCCCUCGGGCUGACUACGAUCUCCGAGCCUCCAUGCCACCUUUGGGUCAGGAGAUGCUUAAUUAUUUGCCACGUGAUGAUGAUCGUGGUGGGCCUCGUGGUGUAAAAGACACAAAAUCCAUUGGAUCAGCAUAUGACCGCUAUCUCCAGAGCGCGCAACCUUCUUCAUUCAGUUCUGGAGAAGCCAGUAACUUCAGUGGUGGAGCUGGGUUAGGAAGGGGUUAUGGGGCUGGUGGAGGAAUGUCUCGUCUUGCCAUUGGGGAGCCUGGUGGUAUGGUAGGUGGUCCAGAUCUAACAGCCAAUGGUCGAGGCAUGGGUUUAGGUGGUCAGUAUCCAAUGGACCGAAUGGACCGAAUGGACCGAAUGGCUAGACCAGGUCGUGAAAUGCCACCGCCUCUGCCUCCAGAUGCUUCUAACACUUUGUUUGUGGAGGGACUUCCCCCUGAUAGCACACGUAGGGAAGUAGCCCAUAUAUUUCGUCCUUUCUUGGGUUACAAAGAAGUAAGACUUGUGAACAAAGAACCUAAGCAUCAUGGUGGGGACCCUCUAAUACUCUGUUUUGUAGAUUUUGCAAAUCCAGCUUGUGCUGCAACUUGUUUGAAUGCCUUGCAAGGUUAUAAGAUGGACGAUCAUGACCCAGAUUCUCCCUUCCUGCGGAUGCAGUUUGCUCGGUUUCCUGGUCCAAGAUCUGGCCCUGGACAUCGUGGUGGCAAGCGUUAAAUCAGGCCUGAGG
Molecule: messenger RNA, 951 nt
Organism: Telopea speciosissima
Lineage: Eukaryota; Viridiplantae; Streptophyta; Magnoliopsida; Proteales; Proteaceae
Product: RNA-binding protein 2-like
Exons: 6
Coding region: 177-938 (253 amino acids)
Molecular function (GO): mRNA binding
Source: RefSeq, a predicted model, not a curated record